Molecule: messenger RNA, 952 nt
Organism: Camellia sinensis
Lineage: Eukaryota; Viridiplantae; Streptophyta; Magnoliopsida; Ericales; Theaceae
Product: HNH endonuclease domain-containing protein
Molecular function (GO): zinc ion binding; endonuclease activity; nucleic acid binding
Source: RefSeq, a predicted model, not a curated record
AUACUUGAAGGGUGUAUGUGCAAUUUACCAGAGACAACCAAACCCCCCAUAACGCAUUCUGUCUCCGCCUCAGAUUUCUCGCCGGAGACCAAUUACAUGACUAGUAGUUCUUCUUCUUCUUCUUCUUCUUCUUCGUCGCGGCAACAUCAUAGAGGAGGCGGCGAGAAAGUGAAAGAGGAGAGACCUCGGUCGUUCGACUCCAAGGCCAAAAACAUGUGCUGGACCAAUGCCCAGAUCGUCCCAGGUCGACACCCUGAGAGGUGGCGCAAGGACGCCGCCGGCAACAUUGUCUGCAAGCGCUUCUUCAACUGCCUCGGCUGCCUCUGCUUCGAGUACGAUCACAUCAUCCCUUACUCCAAAGGAGGUGAAUCUGUUGCAGAGAACUGUCAGAUUCUGCAAAGCAGGGUAAACAGGUUCAAAUCAGAUAAAGAUGGGGUGGACACCACUGAAUUGAAAGGCUACUCUUGUGAUAUCAAGUUCACUGAUAAAGAGCUUGACAUAGUUGAGAUGGCUGUUUAUGGGGAUGUAAUCCGGCCAGGAAAUCAAUGUCGUUGCAGAACUGUUGCAGAAAUGCUUGGCAAACACAAGUCCAAAGACCGCAUGGCUGCUUGCAAGUUGCCUCAGAGUGGUGAAUCGUCGUAGCAGGCAAGGAUUUUUUAAAACUCAAUUGCACGACUAUUGAGAAGAAACUAACCAUAUUUGGCAAUCAAAUUUGUAAUUUUCCAUUCAUGAUUGAUAUGCUUUGAUUGAUCUAUCCGACCCAUUUGCCGGAAUGGCUGGGUAUGAAAAUUCUGUAGCAGUUGUUUUUCUCUGCAUUGUUAGAAAUGUCACUAAUCAUGUCACUAAUCAUUGAUUUAAUGCAUAAAUUGCACUGUAAUGAACCUUAACUGUUUCCUUGGAAAAGUUUACUGUAUUUGUCAGAAUUUCUUUAGAUCCAACCCCCGAAAGUGUA